AUGUCUUCCAAAUGUCUGUGGCUGCUUCUACUUCUCAGCUGCGCAGCUGGCCCUGCAGUCCUGGGCGAGAUCAUCAUGAGGCCCAGCUGUGCUACUGGAUGGUUUUACCACAAGUCCCAUUGCUACGGAUACUUCCGGAAGCUGAGGAACUGGUCUGAUGCUGAGCUCGAGUGUCAGUCCUUCGGAAACGGAGCCCACCUGGCGUCUAUACUGAAUGCCAAGGAGGCCAACGCCAUAGCCGAGUACAUACAGGGCUAUCAGAGGACCCUGCCUGUGUGGAUUGGCCUGCACGACCCACAGAAGAGGCAGCAGUGGCGGUGGAUCGAUGGCGCCCUGUAUUUAUUCAAAACCUGGUCGGGCAGGUCCGUGGCCGCAAACAAGCACUGUGCCGAGAUGAACGCCAGCAACAACUUUUUAACUUGGAACAGCAAUGAAUGCAACAAGCUCCAACACUUCCUGUGCAAGUACCGACCGUAG
Molecule: messenger RNA, 477 nt
Organism: Molossus molossus (Pallas's mastiff bat)
Lineage: Eukaryota; Metazoa; Chordata; Mammalia; Chiroptera; Molossidae
Gene: REG4
Product: regenerating family member 4
Exons: 5
Coding region: 1-477 (158 amino acids)
Molecular function (GO): signaling receptor activity; mannan binding
Source: RefSeq, a predicted model, not a curated record